Messenger RNA from Carica papaya (papaya), 790 nucleotides. NCBI's taxonomy places the organism in Eukaryota, Viridiplantae, Streptophyta, Magnoliopsida, Brassicales, Caricaceae. The record is from RefSeq and is a predicted model, not a curated record.
UAAACGACACCAGAAACGUGAUGAACGGUCGUACCCAAAUCCAAUGUCGAGCUCGAGUACGAUCGGAACAAGCCCAGCCGACGCAGACGAACUCCACUCUCUAUUCGCUGAGAUCAUGGCGGGGCAGUCGCAGGAAUCCGACUUCGACAUCGCAUAUCGCCUCCAAUUGCAGGAAGCCCUAGCCGCUUCUCUCGCGCUCCACACCUCCUCUCCCCAACCACCACCGCUAGACAACCACCAUCAAGACGAAUCCAAACAUAAGGACAGAAUUUUCGCGCGCGCCGACUUCCAGCUCUCGGAGAAGGAGACUCGCCGGACGAAGGAGGAGUUAGAGUGCCGGGUUCGCGACACGAAAUUCGCGCGCGAAAUAUCGCGGAUUCCGGAGGAUGAUUGGCAGGAACGGGGCCAUAAUUACGAGAAGCCCUACGGCGAAGGUUGCUCCAAGAAUGCAGGGAGGAGCGACGCCGUUAGGGUGUAUUUCAAGGGAUUGGUCAGCAAAGAGGAAGUGUGCGACAGGAAGACUGCGUUUGCGGGGAUUGGGGUUGCUAUUUGUGACUCAAAUGACGGGGUGUUAGUGGAGCUGAGGAAGCCUUUGACUGGAGACGGGUUUAGCAAGCUGGCCGUGGGGCUCAAGGCUUUGAUGGAAGGGCUAAAUACUGCUAUGGCUUUGGAGGUUAAGCACGUCAAGGUUUUCUGCGAUCAUUUCAUGACUUAUCAGUUUGUCACUGGGAGAUGGAGAUCAAAGCAGCGGAAGAUUGCAAUCUUAAUUAAUCAGUAUCCCUUCUUAUGA